Molecule: messenger RNA, 453 nt
Organism: Galendromus occidentalis (western predatory mite)
Lineage: Eukaryota; Metazoa; Arthropoda; Arachnida; Mesostigmata; Phytoseiidae
Exons: 2
Source: RefSeq, a predicted model, not a curated record
AUGGAGCACGACAUAUUCGAGGACACUUUCGAGGAGCUACCAGCAGGAGCCAGCCGCGACGCGCCGCGCGUCUCUGCCGUCUCCUUGAAAUUGCCACCUUUUUGGCCAAAGCAAGCUACAGUGUGGUUCACGACCGUGGAAGCUCAAUUCAGCUUGAGGAGAAUCGUUGACGACCAGACGAAGUUCGAGUACGCUCUUACGGCCCUCGAUUCCGACACGCAGGAAAGGGUGGGCGACUUUUUCGACGAUUUACCGGCUGUUGGCACCCGGUACUCGGCAUUCAAGGCCCGCGUUUUGGACUCCUUCAAGACGCUGCCGUCGCAUGUCCGAGACCUGGUAGUAGCCUGUGACCACCUAGAGCUCAGAGACGUGGCAAAACUCGCUGACAAGAUCUAUGCUCAGCGCCAGGCCACCAGCGUUCUCGCCAUGCAAUACGAAGAUGAAGUCGACUCG